Messenger RNA from Cynocephalus volans (Philippine flying lemur), 1278 nucleotides. RefSeq names its product adherens junctions associated protein 1 (gene AJAP1). Gene Ontology annotation, cellular component: plasma membrane; cell-cell contact zone; cytoplasmic side of plasma membrane. The coding region runs from base 1 to 1278 and encodes 425 amino acids. The transcript has 6 exons. Gene Ontology annotation, molecular function: beta-catenin binding. The record is from RefSeq and is a predicted model, not a curated record. NCBI's taxonomy places the organism in Eukaryota, Metazoa, Chordata, Mammalia, Dermoptera, Cynocephalidae.
AUGCGUGAGGCUCCCACCUCCCCGCAGCCUCACCAGCACAAGGGAACGGCUGACAGCACCGUGGAUGCCUUCCUGGGCUCCAUGUCCAUCUGCUGGCCGGGCUGCCACCUGGGAAGCCAUGCUUGGAUAUUAAUAGCCAUGUUUCAGCUUGCCGUGGAUUUCCCCGCCUGCGAGUCCCUGGGCCCAGGCCCUGAGUUCCGGCUCCUGCCGCGGCCACCGCACCGGCCGCCCCGGUUGUGGAGUUUGAAAAGUGGACAGCAGGCGCGGGUCCCUGUGCCCGUGUGGAGCCCUCGGCCACCCCGCGCAGAGCGGCUGCACGGCCAAAUGCAGGCCCUCCGGGCCAGGCGAGCCCACAGACCCCGGGACCAGGUGGCCGCCCUUGGGCCCAAAGCAGGGCUGGCCAGGCCUCCAGCUGCUGCCAAAUCCAACCCCUCCCUGGCUGCCGCCUCCUCGCUCUCAUCCCCCCUGUCCGGUGGGGCCACGGAACAGACCCUCUUGCGCAGGGGGAGGCGGCACCUGCAGGGGGCUGGUUUCAGCAGUUUUGACUUCAGAGGCGGCAGGCCCACUACAGAGACGGAGUUCAUCGCCUGGGGUCCCACGGGGGAUGAGGAGAUCCUGGAGACUAACACGUUUCCGGGCGCUUAUGGCCCCACCACGGUCUCCAUCUUACAAACACGCAAGACCACUGUGGCUGCCACCACCACCACCAUGGCUACCACGGCCACCUCCAUGACGCUGCAGACUAAGGGGUUCACCGAGUCCCUGGGUCCCCGGACAAGGAUCCCUGUUGGGGUUAGCACAACGGAGCCUUCUGCCAGUCCCAGCAACAAUGGGAAAGACAACAAGCCCCCAAGGAUUCUAGGGGAGACCUCAGGUUUGGCUGUGCAUCAGAUCAUCACCAUCACCGUCUCCCUCAUCAUGGUCAUAGCUGCUCUGAUCACAACUCUUGUCUUAAAAAAUUGCUGUGCCCAAAGCAGGAACACUCGUCGGAACAGCCACCAGAGGAAAACCAACCAGCAGGAAGAGAGCUGCCAGAACCUGACCGACUUCACCCCGGCCCGGGUGCCCAGCAGCCUGGACAUAUUCACGGCCUACAAUGAGACCCUCCAGUGUUCACACGAGUGUGUCAGGGCAUCGGCGCCUGUGUACACGGAUGAGACACUGCACCCGACGGGGGAGUACAAGUCCACAUUUAAUGGAAACCGACCUUCCUCUUCUGAUCGGCAUCUGAUUCCUGUGGCCUUCGUGUCUGAAAAAUGGUUUGAAAUCUCCUGCUGA